GAUAUGUGUGUGACUUCCUGCGUGCCACUAUCUACGCAGCAGACCCAUUUGCGCUGGCCCUCGCCUUCCACGAGUUCCAGAAGCGCUUCAAGAUCGUGCGAGUGAAGAACAAGUUUGCGAACGAGAAGCUGAAAACGGAGGAGCGAACGAACAUUCUCGUCAACUUCUGGGUUGAGACAGAAGACAUGAAGCAGAUCGGCGAAGUGCAGUUCCUCAUGCAGGAGUACCUCACGGCGAAGUCCAUACAGCACAUGUACUACGAUGUGGCUCGGGCAAAGAGCGAGGACGAACUCUUCGACAAGCCGAUCUUUGCCUAA
Messenger RNA from Symbiodinium necroappetens, 317 nucleotides. NCBI's taxonomy places the organism in Eukaryota, Dinophyceae, Suessiales, Symbiodiniaceae. The record is from the annotation of a GenBank genome assembly.